CCGCCAUGGGGAUUCUGGUGUCAUCGCCGGAGCAUCUCCGUCUCUCGUCUCUCGUCUCUCGUCUCUCGUCUCGUAGGGUUUCCGAAUCAGGAGCAACCAAGGAAGGCGCAUGGCUUGGUGUGAAGGAUUGGUGGCUCCCCGUCUCCUCAUCUCCCCCUUGCCUUCUAUUUCAAAUCAAAGGGGACAUGCAAAUCUAGAAGGAAAUAUAUUAGCUCUUCGUCAUCCACAAUCAGGUAAACCAACAAAUUAUAUCCUCAAUGAAGGUUCUCUUCAUGAAUUGCACUGGUUCAAGCAGUCUUAUGGCUCAUGGUUUCUUGGAGACUAUGUUUGUGAAGAUGGCAGCUUGUAUGUCAGCACCCCAGUUGACCCUGUAUUUGUACUUUUGCCAAUCUUUGAGGAAGCUCGUAUGAAGAAAGAAAACGAUCAAGGAAUGUACAGGCAAUUAGACGAAAUAUUAUAUGUGGAAGGUUAUCCUGGCUAUCAACACCUGUUAUCCAUGACAAAAGAUACCAUGAAGAUAGUUUGUGAAGUAAAAGAAAUUGGAUCUUUGCAGUACUUCAGACUUGAUAAUUCUAAGGUUCUAACCUGGUUGUGCUGCAAGGUACAAAAUUUAAAAUCAACAUUUUUGAAAUUGGAUAAAAAUUAUGCUGCUCAAGAAGAAAGGGAAACAUUGAAGGAUGCCGUCUCAAUCUUAGGGGAAUACGUGACAGAUAAGCCUUGGUUGACCCUUCUUUGCAAUCACUUGCAGUUGGAGAUAGGAGAAACACACAAGGAAGGAAUACAAGCUGAGACAAGCCAGAAUUUACCAGAAAGCAAUUUAGCAUCCUCUCAUGCUUUUCAGAGUACGGUGGUGAAUGGGAGGAGCAUGGUGAGUGCCAAAAGACAACCAAAGAAAAUGAAGACAGAAACAAAUUCAAAGAACAUCAGAGAUAUGUUUCAGAAGGCCACAAGAAAGGGGACAUCUUGAACCUAAGGAUUUAUCAACAUGCCUUCCUCACAGAACAUCAAAAUGGUUUCAGCUUCCAUCAUCUCACAGCGUUCAUUAGGUGGAUUGUAAUGGCAUAAACCCUAAACCCUAGACAAACCAGCUGAACUUUCACCAUCUUAAUCAUGUGAAGGAUCCUGAAAGCCUGCCAUGCUACUCGGCUUAAUAAAUUCUGCAAGUCUUUUGUUUCCAUCUUUAAUUAUGAGGUUUGUACGAUCUUACUGUGCCAUCUAAUCUCCAUUAAUUAUAUAGUUAUCAUCAUCAUCAUAAUUUAUGUCAA
This is a messenger RNA of Zingiber officinale, 1265 nucleotides long. Its product is annotated as ribonuclease H2 subunit B-like. NCBI's taxonomy places the organism in Eukaryota, Viridiplantae, Streptophyta, Magnoliopsida, Zingiberales, Zingiberaceae. The record is from RefSeq and is a predicted model, not a curated record. Gene Ontology annotation, cellular component: ribonuclease H2 complex; nucleoplasm. Bases 110 to 967 code for a protein of 285 amino acids. Gene Ontology annotation, biological process: ribonucleotide metabolic process; RNA catabolic process. The transcript has 11 exons.